AUGACUGUCUUUUCUUUCCACAGCAAGCAUCCUUCCAACAGGUUUGAUGGCAUCCGUGGAACAUUAAAACAUUCCUCCUCAGUGGAUGCUAUCAAGAGUGGGCAGAGUUACUGGGAAAAGACACGACAGCUGAGACACAGCUGUAAUGCUGGUACGGGAACCAUUAGAAAGAGCAGUGUGCCAGUUGGGACAUCAGACACUGAUUCACGCUGCCUGACCAAUAGCCAGCAGAUGACCCAGAGCAUACUGGACACAAAGAUAGACGCCUUUGUGGCAUUACAUCCUGGUGAAAUCAGACCUCCCUGCAAACUGAUUGACAGAACACACCACGUCACUGAGAAAGUUACCCAGGUGCUGUCUCUGGGUGACGAUGUCUUACCAGAGUAUAAACUGCAGACUCCUAGGAUCCAAAAGUGGACCAUCCUUCACUACAGUCCAUUCAAAGCUGUGUGGGACUGGGUCAUUUUGCUCUUAGUCAUUUAUACAGCCAUAUUCACUCCUUAUUCUGCUACAUUUCUACUCAGUGACCAGGAGGAGGCAGCCAUGCAGACUUGUGGUUACUCCUGUUCACCCCUUAAUGUUGUGGAUCUUAUAGUGGACAUCAUGUUCAUUGUUGACAUCAUCAUCAACUUCAGGACCACAUAUGUCAACUCCAAUGAUGAGGUGGUGAGCAUGUCUUCUCGGAUUGCUGUCCACUACUUCAAAGGGUGGUUCCUCAUUGACAUGGUGGCAGCCAUUCCCUUUGACCUCCUCAUCUACCGCUCAGGAGAGGAGGUGACCACCACACUGAUAGGCUUACUGAAGACAGCUCGGUUACUGCGAUUGGUUCGUGUAGCCAGGAAGUUGGACCGUUACUCAGAGUAUGGUGCAGCUGUGCUCUUCCUCCUCAUGUGCACCUUCGCCCUCAUCGCCCACUGGCUGGCCUGCAUCUGGUAUGCCAUAGGUAAUGUAGAGCGGUCGACCUCGGCUGGGAUCGGCUGGUUGGACAAUCUGGGCGAACAGCUGGGGAGGCCGUACAAUGACUCCAUCAUCGGGUCGGGUCCUUCCAUUAGAGAUAAAUAUGUCACAGCUCUGUACUUCACCUUCAGCAGUCUGACCAGUGUGGGCUUCGGGAACGUCUCCCCAAACACCAACUCUGAGAAGAUCUUUUCCAUCUGCGUCAUGCUUAUUGGCGCUUUGAUGUAUGCCAGUAUUUUUGGUAAUGUGUCAGCCAUUAUCCAGCGGCUGUACUCUGGUACGGCUCGCUACCAUGCCCAGAUGAUGAGAGUUCGAGAGUUCAUCCGCUUCCACCAGAUCCCCAACCCUUUGAAACAGCGGCUGGAAGACUACUUCCAACAUGCAUGGUCAUACACUAAUGGGAUAGACAUGAACGCUGUUUUAAAAGGUUUCCCAGAGUGUCUCCAGGCAGAUAUUUGUCUCCACCUAAACAGGUCACUGCUGCAAAACUUUAAGGCUUUUAAAGGAUCCACUAAGGGCUGUCUGAGGGCGCUAGCUAUGAGGUGUAAGACCACCCACGCUCCUCCUGGUGACACCCUAGUGCAUGCUGGAGACUUGAUAUCAGCUCUGUACUUCAUCUCCAGAGGAUCCAUAGAAAUCCUCAAAGGAGACGUGGUGGUAGCUAUACUGGGGAAGAAUGAUAUCUUCGGAGAGCCCAUCAAUCUGUACGCUCUGCCAGGACAAUCCAGAGCUGAUGUCAGAGCUCUGACCUACUGUGAUCUGCACAAGAUACACAGAGAGGAUAUGCUGGAGGUUCUGGGCAUGUAUCCUGAAUUUUGUGAAUAUUUCUGGUCCAACUUGGAAAUCACCUUCAAUCUCAGAGAUCUUCUUGCUUCGGUAGCUCGACGCAGAUGA
This is a messenger RNA of Perca flavescens (yellow perch), 1851 nucleotides long. Its product is annotated as potassium voltage-gated channel subfamily H member 6. Gene Ontology annotation, molecular function: inward rectifier potassium channel activity. The record is from RefSeq and is a predicted model, not a curated record. Gene Ontology annotation, biological process: membrane repolarization during cardiac muscle cell action potential; regulation of ventricular cardiac muscle cell membrane repolarization; regulation of heart rate by cardiac conduction. Gene Ontology annotation, cellular component: plasma membrane. Bases 1 to 1851 code for a protein of 616 amino acids. Lineage: Eukaryota; Metazoa; Chordata; Actinopteri; Perciformes; Percidae. The transcript has 14 exons.